AUGAAGAAUAAGUACAGUCCUCUUUCAGACUCUGACGAGUCUUUCAAAACGCUCAUUGAUGAGAAAUCAGAUAUACAUUCUUCAGAGGGUACGCCUCCUCCGUAUUCAGCUCCGAACAAAUUUAUUGAUUUAGAAAUGGCUGAUGGAUCUGCUCAGCAUUCUGCCCAAGAGUCCACUAACAACGCUGGGUCGGAUUCGAGAUAUUCGAAGUGGAUUCGAAUAGCUAUCUUCUUUUUUUUGCAUCUUUUGUCAAUGUCUCUAAUUCCUAAAGAAUGGUUCAAGCAAACUGGUACAGUGCUAUCCAACAUGUGUGCCAACAUGUGUGUCGCAGUAAUAUGUACGGCUUCUCUGAAUGCCCCUUGCUAUUCCGUGUAUUAUUUUGUAAAGAAGGUAAUAGGAUUUGAAAAGAUGGACAAAGGGUUUUUCUAUUUUGUUUGCAUUGUUAACGUUGCCGUGUUUGUUUUAUUUUGGAGUACGGAUACGCGACAACUUCGAAUCUUCAUUGCUGAUUUAGGAAAUGGCAUGGGAAACAUGGUGAAUGACAUACCAAACGGCAUAAGAAAUGCUGCAAAUUAUGUUCGACCGACAGAUCCAGAAAAUGAAGCACCUCAAAACGAAGAAAUUGAGCUUCAACCUUUUGCUGGGCAAAGCGCUGAAGUUUGA
This is a messenger RNA of Schizosaccharomyces octosporus yFS286, 663 nucleotides long. RefSeq lists its product as uncharacterized. Lineage: Eukaryota; Fungi; Ascomycota; Schizosaccharomycetes; Schizosaccharomycetales; Schizosaccharomycetaceae. The transcript has 5 exons. The record is from RefSeq and is a predicted model, not a curated record. Bases 1 to 663 code for a protein of 220 amino acids.